Ananas comosus (pineapple) is the source of this 2904-nucleotide messenger RNA. Its product is annotated as serine/threonine protein phosphatase 2A regulatory subunit B''beta-like. Gene Ontology annotation, cellular component: protein phosphatase type 2A complex. The transcript is spliced from 14 exons. The record is from RefSeq and is a predicted model, not a curated record. Gene Ontology annotation, molecular function: protein phosphatase regulator activity; calcium ion binding. NCBI's taxonomy places the organism in Eukaryota, Viridiplantae, Streptophyta, Magnoliopsida, Poales, Bromeliaceae. Bases 505 to 2205 code for a protein of 566 amino acids. Gene Ontology annotation, biological process: protein dephosphorylation.
GGUGUCCGAGUACUCCUUUUCGCUUUUCCUUCGACGCUCCUCUCUCUCUCUCUCUCUCUCUCUCGUCUAGGGUUCGAGCGCUCGGAAGCCGAUCCCCGCAUCGCCCUUUUCUUCGCCUUCUUCGUCGUCUUCGUCUUCGUCUCCGUCUUCGUCUUCGAUCUCUGCGAAACCCUAAUCCCCGUCGAUCCGAUCCGCUCCGCUCUUCUUCCCCCGCCCGAUCCCCUCCGGCCCCCCUCCCGCAAUCCGCCGCGAGCUCGGCUCCGAUUCAUGAAGCCGCGGAGCCGGAGGAAGGAGGAGUCGCGAAGCUAGGCUUUCUGCGCGGAAUCCGACCUCCCGAGGGUUGUUCUUGGGCGGUCGCUGCGGCGGCGAUCUAGGGUUUCGGGUUUGUGGAAUCGCCGGGCCGAAAAGAUUUGGUCUUGGGAUCGGUUUGCUGGUGGGGGAGGCGGUGGUCCUCGAUCGGGGCUUCUUGGUGUAUGAGAGAGAGAGAAAUAGGGUUCGAUCGGGAUGGAGGCGGAUGUUGGAAGGGACGCCGCGUCCCUCGAUCCGGAGCUGCUGCAGCUUCCCGAGGUUUCGUCGCUUGCGCUGAAGGAGAAUCCGAGCAUCGCCGAGUCGCUAUAUUGGCAGUGGCUUUCGUUGCCGGAAACCUCCAAGCUGGUUAAGUCUUUGAUUGAAGACGCGAAAGCUGGUGUGACCUUAAAUGCUCCUGGCAGCUCUGGUAGUACGAAUGCUGCUGCAAGUAGCUCAUUGCCUUCAAUGUUCCCGGCCGGCAGUGCUCCUCCUCUUUCUCCUAGAAGCACUUCUGGAUCUCCUCGUGUUAUGAGACGUGGCGCAGGAGCUGGACCUUCAUCCUUCGGAUCUCCACUAAAAAUUGUUAGUGAGCCAGUGAAAGAAGUUAUACCUCAGUUUUAUUUUAAAAAUGGGCGCCCACCUCCAAAGGAUCUGAAAGAGCAAUGCCUAUCUAGAAUUGAUCACCUCUUUUUUGGUGGGGAGGGUCUUCAAAUCCAAGGGCGCAAGGCGCAAAAAGGCGCAAAGGCUUUAUGGAGCCUAGGCGCGAGGCGCACCGCGAGGCGCGCGCCUCAAGAAGAAUUUAAAUCCGUCGCAAAGGAUAUUUGUAAGCUACCAUCAUUCUUCUCCGGUGCUCUUUUUAGAAAGAUUGAUGUUGGUGGCACUGGAACUGUAUCAAGGGAUGCAUUCGUUGAUUAUUGGGUCAAUGGCAACAUGAUGACCAUGGAUUUAGCUACACAGAUAUUUAAAAUUUUGAAGAAGCCAGAUCAUAACUACCUUACACAGGAGGAUUUUAAGCCUAUUCUUCAAGAACUUUUGGCAACUCAUCCUGGAUUAGAGUUCUUACAAGGCACACCUGAGUUUCAGGAAAGAUAUGCUGAAACAGUAGUAUACAGGAUUUUCUACUUUGUGAAUAGAUCUGGAAAUGGGCAACUUACUCUCAGAGAACUGAAACGUGGAAAUUUAAUUGAUGCUCUGCAGCAACUGGAUGAAGAGGAGGAUAUUAACAAAGUUUUGAGGUACUUUUCAUAUGAGCACUUUUAUGUGAUCUACUGCAAGUUUUGGGAGCUUGAUACAGACCAUGAUUUUUUGAUCGAUAAAGAGAACCUUAUCAGAUACGGAAACCAUUCACUAACCUACAGAAUAGUUGAUAGAAUCUUUUCACAGAUUCCAAGGAAAUUCACAAGCAAAACAGAAGGGAAAAUGGGUUACGAAGAUUUUGUUUACUUUAUUUUGUCGGAGGAAGAUAAAUCAUCUGAACCCAGCCUUGAGUAUUGGUUCAAGUGUAUUGAUCUGGAUGGAAAUGGAAUACUUACCCCCAAUGAAAUGCAAUUUUUUUAUGAGGAACAGCUGCAUAGAAUGGAAUGUAUGGCGCAAGAACCUGUACUCUUUGAGGAUAUUUUAUGUCAAAUGAUUGAUAUGAUUGGACCAGAGAAUGAGUGCUAUUUUACACUACAUGAUUUGAAAGGCUGCAAACUUUCGGGAAAUAUUUUUAAUAUCCUUUUUAAUCUGAAUAAAUUUAUGGCAUUUGAAACUCGUGAUCCAUUUCUCAUUCGUCAGGAGCGUGAAAAUCCAACUUUGACUGAGUGGGAUCGUUUUGCACACCGGGAAUAUAUUAGAUUGUCCAUGGAAGAAGAUGGUGAAGAUGCUUCCAACGGAAGUGGCGAUGUUUGGGAUGAAUCACUCGAGGCACCCUUCUGAAUUCUAACCAAUCUACUGGUGCCUGAAGAUAGAUGGUCCCAUGGAGAAGCUAGAUUGAAGCUGGACCAAAAGCGGCUUAAUAUGGAGUGCUUGUUGUUCACCUUGGACGGAUCUUUCCAUCAGCGUCCGUUCCCCACUGAUGAAUAAUUACAAAUUUUGCCAGGCAGGUCUAAUUCGCAUCUGUAUAGUCUCCAGUUGUGCAAAAAAAAAAUUGUGCUUCCCUGGCUGAGCAAGUGACUUCUUCAGAAAUGAUGAUGAUGAUUAGGGUAACACCUCAAUAAUCUCGCGAUGCCAAGAAUUGGGGCUUUCUGAUCCUUUGCUUCAAUUCUUAUUACAUGGCAAAAAGAAUCAUCUGUUUAUUGAAUCGCUCGGGGUUUCGAAGCGGCAUUGUUCGAUGGUUUGUUGCCGGUUUUUUUCCCCUUGCCCCUGUGAAAGAGUUUCUGGGUUAGCAGGUAAUCGCAGUUUCAGUUUUCUUCUGGGAUGUACUUUCUAAUUGAUGCGGUACAUUGUUACAUGAUGGCCUUUUCUACUUUGGCUAUUCUUUCACUUACUAUUAUCGUAGAACAACAUGCGAAGGAAAACAAUUUAUAUUCGAAUCUGUUGAUUUAACUUUUUGAGUUCUGAUUAAGUGUGCUUGUUAUCCUGAAAUAUAUGUUACUGCAGCAUUAUUCAAGUGUAGUUUUUGCCCGUUUAUAGUCC